Molecule: messenger RNA, 2327 nt
Organism: Cyprinodon variegatus (sheepshead minnow)
Lineage: Eukaryota; Metazoa; Chordata; Actinopteri; Cyprinodontiformes; Cyprinodontidae
Product: protein NLRC3-like
Exons: 6
Coding region: 123-2327 (734 amino acids)
Source: RefSeq, a predicted model, not a curated record
CUCUGACUCAUUCCAGAAAGCAGCUCAGCCUCAGGUUCACCUGUCAAGUCUCUUCAGCUCUUUGGGAAGUUAAAGCAAACUGCUGCAGCUCCAGGUCUGUGAGCUGAUAUGAAGUGAGCAGCAUGGAUCAGUGUGAGGACAGAGAUGACAGAGUCCCUCCCUCUAAAACCACUCUGUGUGGAGAACAUGAGGACCAGAGCAAAGCUCAGAGGAAACAACCAGAACUUGGACCAGAACCCAGCUGUGUUUGCUUAAAGAACAUCAUGUCAAACACUGCCUUAAUUGAAUUAAAAUUUGACCAACCUUCAUCAGCAAACAGACUGAGUGAAGUCCAGAAGAUGGAAGAUUGGGAUCUAAAGGAGGACAGAGCAGAACCUGCAGGAUCCAGCUGUCCAUCAAUGAGGAGUGACCUGUCCAAAGAAAACCCUCCAGACUUCAGUGCAGAACCUGGACCCUCAGAUUCAGAACAGAGGAAGAGGAGUGAACCCCAGUGUGGAGAAAGAACCGGAGCAGGACCGCUGACAGCCAAUCAGAGCAGCUGUGCAGCAGCAGAUGUUGGUCUGCAGGAGGUUCUGGAGGAACAUAAGAUCAGUCUGAGGAGGAGAUGUCAAUGUGUGGCAGAAGGAAGUGAUGAAACAGGAAGUAGAACUCUCCUGAACAAGAUCUACAUUGAUCUCUACAUCACAGAGGGAAGGAAUGAAGAGGUUAACAACCAACAUGAGGUGAGGCAGCUGGAGGUAGCUUCCAAAAUCCAGAGCCUCCAUGGUUCUCCAAUCAGUUGCCAUGACAUCUUUAAAGCCUUACCUGACCAACAUGGAGCCAUCAGAGUGGUUCUGACCAACGGCAUUGCUGGUGUUGGAAAAACCUUCUCAGUGCAGAAGUUCACUUUGGACUGGGCAGAGGGCUUGGAGAACCAAGAUGUCAGUGUGGUGGUUCUGCUUUCCUUCAGGGAGCUUAACCUGAUCAGAGAUCAGCAGCACAGUCUUCUCACGCUGCUCCAUGUUUUCCAUCCGACCCUGCAGAAGGUCCCAGCAGAGAAGCUGGCAGUCUGGAGGCUUCUCUUCAUCUUUGAUGGCCUGGAUGAAAGCAGACUUUCUCUGGACUUUAACAAUUGUCAGCUUGUUUCUGAGAUCACACAGAAGUCAUCAGUCACCGUUUUGCUGAUGAACCUCAUCAAGGGGAACCUACUUCCCUCGGCUGUCGUCUGGAUAAGACCUGCGGCGGCCAAUCAGAUCCCUCCUUCCUGUGUUUCCAGGGUUACAGAAGUACGAGGCUUCACUGACGCCCAGAAGGAGGAGUACUUCAGGAGGAGGUUCAGCAAUGAAGAGGAGAAGGCCAGCAGGAUCAUCUCCCACAUCAAGACCUCCAGGAGCCUCUUCAUCAUGUGUGGGAUCCCAGUGUUCUGCUGGAUCACUGCUACGGUUCUGGAGAACCUGUUGACCACAGAGCAGAGAGGAGAGCUGCCCAAGACCAUGACUGACAUGUACUCACACUUCCUGCUGGUCCAGACCAGGAAGAAGAGGAACAAGUACCAUGAAGGACAUGAGACGAGUCCCCAGGAGCUGAUGGAGGCUGACAGGGAAGUUCUUCUGAGGCUGGGGAGGUUGGCCUUGGAACAUCUUGCGAAAGGAAACAUCAUGUUCUACCAAGAAGACCUGGAGCAGUGUAGUCUGGAUGUCAGAGAGGCCUCUGUGUUCUCAGGAGUUUGUACAGAGAUCUUCAAAAGAGAGAGCGUGAUCUUCCAGAAACCGAUCUACUGCUUUGUUCAUCUGAGCAUCCAGGAAUUUCUGGCUGCAGUCUACAUGCUCCACUGCUUCACCAACAGGAACACAGGAGUGGUGGAGAACUUCCUGGGAGGAGAACACAGAGAAACAUCUCUGGAGAACUUUAUGAAGAAAGUCAGGAGUCCAAAUGGUCAUCUGGACCUGUUUGCUCGCUUCCUUCAUGGCCUCUCCGUUGAGUCCAACCAGAGCCUAUUAGGAGGCCUGCUGGGUCACAUAGAGAACAUUCCAGGAACAAUCCAGAGAGCCAUCAACAAUCUGAAGGAGAUGAAAACUAAUAGCAUCUCUCCCGAUAGAAGCAUCAACAUCUUCCACUGUCUGAUAGAGAUGAAGGACCUCUCAGUUUAUCAGGAGAUCCAACAGUUCCUGAAAUCAGAGAACAGAUCAGAGAAGAAGCUCUCAGUGAUCCAGAGUUCAGCUCUGGCCUACAUGCUGGAGAUGUCGGAGGAGGUUCUGGAUGAGUUGGACCUGCAGAAGUACAAAACAUCAGGUGGUGGACGAUGUAGACUGGUUCCAGCUGUGAGGAACUGCAGAAAAGCUCGGUGA